Messenger RNA from Tetrahymena thermophila SB210, 1170 nucleotides. Its product is annotated as transmembrane protein, putative. Lineage: Eukaryota; Ciliophora; Oligohymenophorea; Hymenostomatida; Tetrahymenidae. Gene Ontology annotation, cellular component: cytosol; perinuclear region of cytoplasm; nucleus. Gene Ontology annotation, molecular function: GTPase activator activity; small GTPase binding. Gene Ontology annotation, biological process: nucleocytoplasmic transport; activation of GTPase activity. The transcript is spliced from 11 exons. The record is from RefSeq and is a predicted model, not a curated record.
AUGCAAUAAAAAAUAAGGCAAUAAAAUUUUUUAUUUAAAACAUACAUCAUUAUUUUUAAUUAAUUUAAUUAAAACAGUUCUCAAAAAAAUAUUUUUUGGAUUAAUUUAUUGCUUAUAUAAUCAAUUAUAAAUUAUAUUUUAUAAAAAAUAAAAAAUUACACAACAAUAAAAACAUCUUUGUUAAUUCAAUAAAAUUGUUAAAAACAUCAACGAUUGAUAAAAAAUAUAAAAAUAAUAAUAAAUUCAUCUAAUUAAAAAACAUAAAUUAUAUUUAUUAAAAAUAAAAAAUUACACAACAAUAAAAACAUCUUUGUUAAUUCAAUAAAAUUAAACAAAUUUUAAUUAAAAAAAUUAUUAAUCAAUUAGUAAUAAAAUCAUCUAAUUAAAAAACAAAUGAUACAAUAAAUAAAAUAAUUUCGUCGUUAUGAAGAUUUUAUUAAAUCUGAAGAAUUUUUACAUACAAAUCUAGAUAUUGACAUAACGAGCCAACACAUUUACGAAGAAGGAGCAUUAAUUUUAGGUUAAGCUUUAGAAAAGUAUACUGAUCUCUAAUUUCUGAAACUCAAUCUAUGCUGCUGUUAUAUUGGAUGUAAGGGUGCUUCAGGUUUAGUUAGUUACUUGUCUAAAUGCACUAAUCUCUCGAAUUUAAAUCUCAACCUUAGUGGAAGUCGAUUUGAGUCAGAAGGUUUAUUAGACCUGGGAUUGGCCUUGGAAAAUAUUACUAAUCUUUCAAUUUUAGAUCUGAAUAUUGGAUAUAAUUUCUUUGACGAUAAAGGGAUAUAAGAAUUAGCACUAUGCUUAUCCAAUUGCAAAAAUCUCAAAAACUUAAAUCUCAAAAUGGAUAAUUCAUUAGGUUCUUUUAUACGUCCUGAUAAAAUGGGUUUUUGUUUAGCGAAAUGUCCUAAACUCUAGAUUUUAGCUCUUAGAAUUCAAAAUGAUGCAGCUAAAAUUAAUUUUUAAUUUCUAAAAAUUAUCAUCAAAUUUAUUUAAAAUUUAUUAUUUUAUUUUAUGAUUUUUUUUCUUUUAUUGAUUGAAAAAUAAUAAAUAUAACUUAUGAGGUUGAGAGUGGACUCAGUGAAGAUUCGUAGGAGACUAAAUAUAAAAUUGCUCAAAACUAAAAAAUUAGUUUUGAAGCAAAUUGAUUUCUUAGAAAAUCGUAUGUUUUUUUGA